Molecule: messenger RNA, 4731 nt
Organism: Loxodonta africana (African savanna elephant)
Lineage: Eukaryota; Metazoa; Chordata; Mammalia; Proboscidea; Elephantidae
Gene: UCK2
Product: uridine-cytidine kinase 2
Exons: 7
Coding region: 36-821 (261 amino acids)
Cellular component (GO): cytoplasm
Molecular function (GO): ribosylnicotinamide kinase activity; ATP binding
Source: RefSeq, a predicted model, not a curated record
UGCGCACAGGCUGCGGAAGGGGGGCGGCGCGAGCCAUGGCCGGAGACAGCGAGCAGACGCUGCAGAACCACCAGCAGCCCAACGGUGGCGAGCCCUUCCUAAUCGGCGUCAGCGGGGGCACCGCGAGCGGCAAGUCUUCCGUUUGUGCCAAGAUUGUGCAGCUCCUGGGUCAGAAUGAGGUUGACUGUCGCCAGAAGCAGGUGGUUAUCCUGAGCCAGGAUAGCUUCUACCGUGUCCUCACUCCAGAGCAGAAGGCCAAAGCCCUGAAGGGCCAGUUCAACUUUGAUCACCCGGAUGCCUUUGAUAAUGAACUCAUCUUCAAAACACUCAAAGAAAUCACAGAAGGGAAAACGGUCCAGAUUCCCGUGUACGAUUUUGUCACCCAUUCCCGGAAGGAGGAAACAGUGACUGUCUACCCUGCGGAUGUUGUGCUCUUCGAGGGGAUCUUGGCCUUCUACUCCCAGGAGGUACGAGACCUGUUCCAGAUGAAGCUCUUUGUGGAUACAGACGCGGACACCCGGCUCUCCCGCAGAGUAUUGAGGGACAUCAGCGAAAGAGGGAGGGACCUUGAGCAGAUUUUAUCUCAGUACAUUACGUUCGUCAAGCCCGCCUUUGAGGAAUUCUGCUUGCCAACAAAACAGUAUGCUGAUGUGAUUAUUCCUAGAGGUGCGGAUAACCUAGUGGCCAUCAACCUCAUUGUGCAGCACAUUCAGGACAUCCUGAAUGGCGGGCUCUCCAAACGGCAGACCAACGGCUACAUCAACGGCUACACCCCUUCACGCAAGAGGCAGGCAUCCGAGUCCAGCAGCCGGCCGCACUGACCCCUGCCUCCCUCGGCCCCCCGGCCCCAUCUCGAGACAGGAGGAGGGGACAGGAGGCACCGUUGAACUGUACAUAUCAUUUACCUAUGACAUGACCGUAUUUAAGAAAACACCAUGGAGAUGAAAUGCCUUGAUCUUUUUUUUUUUUUUUUCUUUUGUACUUUGAAACGGCAAAAUGAAACAGAAUUUGACCCUGAGCUUAAAUGACAAACUGUGCCAACUACUACUGGUGAUGCCUAAUUAUGAAUCGAACGUGUAACCAGUUAUAAAUACAUAUAUAUAUAUAUAAAAGGAUCUAUUUUUGUGUAAAUGUACAAAAUAAUGUAAAGCUGUUUGCCGUAAGUAUUUUGCAGGAGGGCCUGUUUGGGGACUGGAGAAAUGGGGAAAUGGCCUGUGGUGUUCCUGGUGGGGCUUAUGGCAUAUGGCCCCGAGCACCUGUGGAACUCUGGUGGGAUGUAAAACCCUGGAUUGCUGCCCCUGUCAAAUGCUACCACCCUCUUGGAGCUGGACCUUAACGAUAUGACAAUGAGAAAUACUCUGUCUUUUUUGAGUUGAAAUUAGGCAAGACUUCAACUCAAAAACCAAACUCAGGGAAGAGGCCCACUGAGGAGAACAAGUCCUGUGCAUUUUCUUCCUGCCCUGCCCUGUCCUGCCCCCUGGCUGCUUGGAUGGCUCAUGACUCCUCCUUUACUUGCCAUUUCUCAGUCUCUCCAAGAAGCCAGCGCUGCCUAUUCUUCCUUCCCUUCCCGGACUUUUUGAGAUUACCUCCUGAUCGAAACCCAGAAGGAGGGAAUAGAACCGAGCCUGCUGUAGUGUCUAAGAGAGCUCUGCUUCCUUCUGCCUGCCAGGAAAAUAAUGAAUCAGAUUCCUCGGGAUGUUUCCUGUCAGGCUAAAUACAUGCAGCCCCUUGGAGGCUGAGCUAUGGUUGUGGACCUCUGGUCAGCCUCCACAGGAGAGCUCUAUCUGUGCAGAGGGAGUAAUAGCUUUUAUUCACCGGAACCUGGCGAUCCGCUCACUGUGAGAUGAGGGGCAUGUGCGCCUUUGAUCAGGGGUUUUCACUCACAGCAUCACAGCCAGGGUGAUUCUCCUAUUUACAGCACUGUUGAAUGAAGACAGCGGCUGCUGGGCGUCAGGGUUAGCAGGAGAUAGCCUUUAAGUCAGAUGUAAAGAAGUUGGAGUCGUGGAUUGAAAACAUUCGGGGUAGGAGAAUCCCAGCUUCCCUGAGGGCUUCCACUUGGUGGAAACCUUCUCUGGAACAAAUGCAGAUUACUGACUGACUCUUGGUGGAGGGGUAAAGGAGGUAGGGGAAAGCUGGGCUAGCCCGAUGAAGUGUGAUUAUCAAGUCAUUAGCCUCAGUUUUUCUCCGCAGAAGAGCCAGAGCAUAUUCAUUUGAGUGUGGUCCAUCCCAGGGCUUGGUAGGCGCUGCUCUCAGUUACUCCAUUGUGGCUGCCAUUGCCUAAAACAUCCUGGGGUUUCCUCCCCCCGGAUUGCUUCCAGAGCCCAUUUGAACCACACAAGUAAAUCUGUCUCCAUCACUCUCUGAUCACACUGAAUAUUUCCCUGACUCUGCAUUGUCCCUUUUUAUUCUCCUUUUCUGGAAGCAAUUUGACUGUAAAUCUAUUUUGCUGUUUCAAGAGGUGACACCUGGCCCCUGACAGCUUUGCCAUUCAGGAGGCUGUGCUGCAGGCUCUGGAGGGAGUUCCCGAUGGCAGCAGCAGCCUGGCUGGAGUAAGGGAGGGCUCCCAAGGUGCUUGCUCAUGGGGGUGGGUAGUUCUGGGAUUCAUAUUUAAGGAUCAGUCUAUUAUCUUUGUGGUCAUUGCCUUGUAGAGUUCUGAGAUGAAGAGUAGAUAGGCCUGGGUUGGGAUCCUGAGGACACAGGGCCCACUGCCUUGAGGGGCCUGUCUGUACCCCGGGUGAAGUCUGUCUCUGUCUGCAAGAGCCUUGGCCUUUCUGUGGGUAGCAUGUUCAACUUUACUUGAAGCUCCCAGGUGCCAAACCAUUUAGUGCCUUGGCUGUCUAUCCCACUGCCUUGUAAGAUGGAUUCUUCUCAUCUCUGAGCCUGUAUUUACUUAGCUGCUUCCUCAUCUACCUAUGGUGUUGGGACCAAGCCUUCAGCAUCUCCGAGCAGGCCACUCCUAGCUUGGAAACAGCUGUAGGGCUGCCGUGCCUCAUACAACAGUCACCAAACCUUGGUGGUUUGGUGUGGGGCACUGGGCAGUACUCGCCGGGCAUCAGGCAGGGCUGUCGACAGCUUCUUCAGCUCUGUGACACACUGCAUCUGGGGCAGGGAAGAAUGGAGGCUCCACUCCAGCAUCUAGUCAACUGAGUAUCUGAACUUGAGCUUCCUGUAUGAGAAAUCCUGGCCUUCUCUGGUAUCUUAAGAAACACUGGAUUUCAGGUUCCACUGGAUUAUUAGACUAGAAACUCCAUAUCAGAUACUCUUUACCAUUCAAGGAGGGGACAGAUGACCAGGGUGGGGUACUCUUGGUCAUCUGUACAUGGGAGUCCCUUGGCUUCAGAGCCACUCAACAGUGCUUGCUUUUCCCUCCCUUCUCAGGCAUUGUCCAUGGAUCAACUGUUGAGGAAACAAGCAUCUGGGUUGUCAUGGAAGGCCUGGCCUCACACUCUUUCACCUUAGUGGAGCUUCUGUCUGACCCAGGUUUCUUAUUCUUGGUCAGCCUGAAGCCAGGAUGAGUAGAGAGAUGGGGGCCUGUGUGAGGAGGAUGCACAUGAUGGAUGGACAGGGCAGGCCCUCAAAGAGGCAAUGGUUAUAGAACGGAAUCUCAAUAGGGCAGGGGAAGGUGGCAGGGGUGCCAAAUCUGGAAAGGUCUCCAGUUCACCUUUUCUCAGAACUAACCCAGUUGCCUCUGCAGUCAGCUUCUGGUCUUCGCUGUUGAGUGAUCAUGUGAACGUUGGCAUUCUGCCUCGCCUGGGCUUGGGACUGAAUACUUGUCUCCCUGCCCUGGGUGGGUUUCCAGUGUAUCACUAGGCCACUAGGUCAGGCUGGGGCUUGUGUGUUCCACUGAGAGGUUGGGAAGCAGGAGGGACUUGAGCCUGAUUGGCUUGCCUGUUCCCUCCCUUACUGCCCUAGUACAACCUCCUGGAUUAGCAAGCUUGACCUGCAAAAUGGCCAGGGCUGUUGGAGGGCAGUAGCCUGUUUCAGGGAAGUAUUUUCCUCUGCUCGGAGUUGCCCACUUGCCUGUCAGCAAUUCCAGUACCAAGGUAUUGGGCUGGUUUUGGUGGAGAGUAGUGUAGAUUCGGAGACCCUGGGUGGCGAAAACUAUUUGUCCGCUAACUGAAAGGUUGGCAGUUGGAGUCCACCCAGAGGCAUUUUGUAAAACAGGCCUGGUGAUAGACUUCUAAAAGAUCAGCCAUUGAAAACCCUGUGGAGCACAGUUCUGCUACACAGAGCAUUGCUAGGAGCCAGAAUCGACUUGACUGCAACCAGUUUUUUUUUUCUUUUUUUUUUAAUCAUGGGCUCUGGGUUACAGAAAACUGCUUCUGGGAAGUCGUGAUGGGGUGCUCUCUACCAUCCUUGUCCUUUACGCUUUCCUCAGGCUGGAGUAGGGAAACACCCUUGGUGUCAGGCAAAAUGGGAGAUAACAGGUUGGGGUGAAUCUGGAGCUCAGAGUCCCCUUUACUCUUUGUCUCUGGGCCUUCUGCUCUCCUUGGUACCAGGGAACUGGUACUAAAGACCAGCUUUUCUCUUGCUCUUAGAGGCAGUUGGUGCCCUGCCAAUGCUGCCUCAGGAACAGGGCGAGUUGCUAAAUAAAAACUUUUUGUUCCCAUUUCAGAUGCUUGCUCCCCCCUUCCCCUUUUUUUUUUUCCACUGCUCUUGCCUUUCCUGUUAGUAGUUACAAAAAUGACCACCUAUUAUGUACUUUCCUAUAAAUAAAGACAACAAAAAAGA